Messenger RNA from Branchiostoma floridae (Florida lancelet), 4720 nucleotides. Its product is annotated as allene oxide synthase-lipoxygenase protein-like. Gene Ontology annotation, molecular function: metal ion binding; protein binding; oxidoreductase activity, acting on single donors with incorporation of molecular oxygen, incorporation of two atoms of oxygen. The record is from RefSeq and is a predicted model, not a curated record. Bases 116 to 3529 code for a protein of 1137 amino acids. Gene Ontology annotation, biological process: linoleic acid metabolic process; lipid oxidation. The transcript is spliced from 16 exons. NCBI's taxonomy places the organism in Eukaryota, Metazoa, Chordata, Leptocardii, Amphioxiformes, Branchiostomatidae.
GCUUGAGAAAGGCCGUGUGAUGCAGUUGGGCACCAUGCACUGAUCCCUGUGCUACGGUGGGUAAACUCUCUCCUCUUGGCUUGCCACAACAUCGGAGGACUUCAAACAAGUUGCCAUGACUUCCCAGUGGGAAUGCGAGAGGAGGGGGCAGCAAUGGACCAACCAAAGUUGGAAGAUCUUGACAGACGAGUUGGGUCAGGAUGUCUUCAGAGAAAAGAAACAACAGCAGUCGAAGCAAACCGACAUAAUGGAGAUGCCCAAAACCUCGUCUACGUCCAAGCUCAUUCUGAGCGCCAGGAUUGAAAAAUUCAAGAUGGUGGCUCGGGCUGCAGCCUUGAAGGGUAAAAGGUUAUUCGAUAACGUCGGAGUGGCCGGUGCAGGGUACGCUGUGGUUAUCCCCAAUCCACUGGUUCCAUCGAACGAGUUCUUCAAACCUGGCAAGGUCUUUCAAGUCCGCUUACACCACACCAAUACUAGGUCAGAUGACGAUGCAGCUGUGGAUAUGAGAGGAGCUGAGCUGAAGUUUGAAGACGUGGACGGCCCGAGCCAGUGUGACCUGGUCAUGCACACGGGAACCAUGUCCCCCUACUGGGACAUCCCAUCGUUCGAGGACUUCGUGGGCGCUGUCCGUCAAGGUCCAACUGCUCUCAAAGACUGGUGUUUCAAGUUCCCAAUGAAUUACUACUGUCUCGUGGACUCGGUGCGUCGGGCCCCAACCUCCUUCAGUAAUCUGAACUACUACAGCAGGCUAGCCGUAAAGUUCGAGGCCAAGGAUGGCGCACUCCGGUAUGCAAAAUUCCGGCUGAUUCCGGACGAGCAGCAGACGGAAUCCGGACUUCUACAUCCGGAAGAUCAGGAAAGGGCAUGGGAACUAGGCAGGCAUUCAGAUGAGACUAGACCGAAGGACUACCUUCGGCAGGAGUACGUCAACCGACUGAGGUGGACACCCAUCCGCUAUCGUCUGCAGAUCCAGCUUCAUGAAUGGAAGGACGGAGAUACAUUCAACACAUUAAAUCCCUACAGGAUCUGGAGUCCGAUCCUGCACGUCUGGACAGACCUGGCCGUGGUAACCAUCACCACGCUCCUGUCAGACGCCACCAUGAACAGAACAACAUUCAACAUCGCCAACCUGCCGCCGUCCAUGAGCUUCCCAGAGCCCAGUUCAAUCUACGACUACAACAGUUUGGCCAAGAUGUAUGCUGCGGUCCAGUCUGUGUACAGACCAUCAAUCAUCAAAAACCCUGCCCUUCAAAACGGUCCAGCCAAAUACGAAUACGUGAAGUAUAAAAUAGAAGUCACAGUUCGCCAUAUUGUAGGGAGCAACAAGGGCAUUCUGAUCAGCCUGACCGGGCCCUGGACGCGCACGGAGCCGAUCCAGAUAGGGCAAGGCAUCGGUAAAAGCAUCGCUGCAGGGAGAAGGCAAAUCCUCGAGGUAGAGGCCUACGACAUUGGCGAAGUCGUGCUGGUGUCCAUCGAGAAGAUUAAAGAUGACGACAACAGUGACUACUUCAUCGAGAACGUGCAUGUCCAUGACGUUCAGAGAGGGCUGAAGUUUGAGUUCCCGGCAUAUCGAUGGUUGGGGAAACGCCUUACUCUCAGGAGAGGGGCAGUUUCCUUGAACGACGGAGCGAAGGGAGAUCUUGAAGCGCUCCACCGCCAGUUGGAGCUUUGGGAGGGUUUCGACAAGUACAAAUGGUCUCACGACCAGCCGGCCUUUCCCGGCGGUCUCAACAUGUCCAGAAUGCCACACGACGUCAGGCGAGACAGCGAGAGACUGCCAGAGUUCCGGAUUCAAAAGGGAAGCAGCAUUUUCGCAUCCCAGAUCGCGAAGAGUCUUCGGGACUACGAGCAGCUGAUGGAGUCUGCAGUAAAGGAGGUGCCCGAGUUCAUCCAGAACUGGAAGUCAGACGAGGAGUUCGGACGACAGUUUCUGAACGGUGUCCAUCCACUGGCUAUCCGGCGGUUCGACAAAGUGCCGCCAAAGUUCCCCAUGACGGCGGGGCGACUGAAGGAGAUGCUGGCAAAGGACAGAGGGUGGAGUUUGCGCCAGGAAAUUGCAGCUGGACACAUGUACUACGUCGACUGUUCCUUGAUGAAGGGACUGAGUCCAAACGUUCUCGGAACAGAGGUGUUCUAUCACGCGGCGCCCAUAGCACUCUUCCACGCCAACAGUAAGGGGCAAUUCGUCCCCGUGGCCAUUCAGCUGUACCAAGGCCCUGGUCCCGACAAUCCAAUAUGGACACCAGAUGACGGAGAAUACGAGUGGAUGUUGGCGAAGCUCUUCCUCCGCAACUCUGACGCACAGAUUCACCUCAACGUCUCCUACUACCUGCAAUCUCACCUCCUCAUGGAAGCGUUCGCCGUGGCCCUCUUCAGGAAGUUGCCAUCACCACAUCCGGUGUACAAGAUCCUUGCGCCGCACCUUCGUCGGGUUCUGGCCAGCAAGGCCCGACUUCGCGACCUGGUGACCGGAGACGGGUCCGUGCUUGACGAGAUCUGCUCACUGUCAGCCAGCGGCAGGAAGCACCUGAUCGCCACAGCGUUCCGUGAUUUCCACCUGAGAGACCUGCAUUUUCCCGCCAUGAUGGCAGACAGAGGGAUUGACGAUCCCUCUAAACUUCCAGGAUACUUCUACCGGGAUGAUGGCUUUCGGCUGUGGAAGGCCAUUGAGAGGUUCGCCGAGGAAACCCUCCGAAUCUACUACAAAAACAACACCUUCAUAACAUCGGACAAGGAGCUGCAAUCCUGGAUCAAAGACGUCCGAAACAAUGGGUUCAUGCGUGAGUCGCAAGGAGAUAAAGGAGUUCCCAAAGUGCUAUACACCGUUAAAGAGUUGGUGGACGUGGUGACUAUCGUUAUCUUCACCUGCUCUGUUCAGAACCGCGCACUGACUGCUGGGAUGCGCGACCUGGCCACCUGUCUUCCCAACAUGCCUCUGGCUCUCAGACAGUACGGGUUUGCCAGGCAGGCGGACAAAGCAGAGGAGAGUGAGAAAGAGAAGAGCAAGAAGGAGGAAGAAAAGGACCAACUCAUCGAUGAAGAUGGGUUCGUGAUGGCAACGCCUGGUGAGCCAGAUCUCUUGAAGAAGAUUCGUGGCACGUACCUGGACGAGGAGAAGGACUUCAAGGAUAUCACCAAGGCUACGUUUGAAGACAUCAUGGCGGCUCUUCCCGACAAAAUCGUCGCCAGGAAACAAAUAGACUUCGCUUUGGAGAUGUCGAAGCUACCAGAAGAUGAGGCCUUCAUCGGUGAGUACAGAGACUGCCUCUUCACAGAGGAUAAGGCCCAAGCAGCUGUGCUGAAGUUCCAGGUGUCAUUGCGGCAGAUCUCCAACAGCAUCAAACUGCGGAAUGAGCGGAGCGGGGAAUACGAAGGGCAGGAGUUCACCGUUAACAUGUUCUACGAAGAGGACGACGACGCUACACAAGUGGAGUGCACACAGGUGAUGCGAGAAAAGACGGAGAAACCAGAAGAGCAGCCCUACACAUACCUUCUUCCGGAGCAGAUCCCAUUUAGCGUUUGUCCGUAGGAUGAUAUUGGACAAGUCUGUAUAAUUGUAGUUACCAUCUGUGACGGCUCGAUACCGCUUAUGCUUCGUCAUGCUUUUACAAUUUCAUGAGAGAUAAUUCGAGCUGCUAUUGUGACCAUGCGUAUAUAUAUAUGUAUGAGUCAAUACUAACAGUUUGUUUGCUCUUGUUGUGGCUUCUAACAGCGAAGCAGAGUCAUAUUUAACGUUAUUCACUGAUUCAAUUUGGCAUAGCUCCACAUGCCUGUCAAGUUUGCCACAAAUCACACCACGCUCCAAGGACAGGUCUAUAUAUGAUGUUAGUGAUUGGAAAUGCUCGGCCGAAUGACGAAAAUACCAUUAGACUGAAUCGAAAAAUGGGAAUCUGUAAAUUGUUUGGGAAGAUACAUUUGUAUUAGAACAAACAGAGAACAAUUGUUUCCUUUUCACUUCCACAUGUAGUUCCUCAGAAAGGACCUCCCAUUAGUGGUAUGAUGUGGCACUACCUAUCACAUAUCCACGUUACAUUCGGGCGUAACAACUGGCGGAAGUCACCUUUUACAAGUUCAUGAUUGACUUUGAAUAGUGCCUAGUAAGAUUUUGAAAUAUAGUUUAAUCUACAUGAUAUUUUCACUAUAUAUAUAUUCAAAAGGGUUUAUUUUUCUUGUAUUUUAGACUAUAAGUACUAUCUGAUAACCCUGUGUUGAUAUGAAAUAUAUGUAUCAGAUGUAAUUGAUGACUAACCUUAAAUAUCAUUAUAGUACAUCAAACAUCCCUAGCUAUGUAACCAUGCACAACUUAGAAUAACUUCCAGACGAGUACGCAACGGAUGCAUUGAUAUCGAGCAGGGCAUAUUGGUGUCACUGUAUUGAAUGUAUGUAGCACAUCACAACUUAGCUUGGCCAUUAUUUGGUUUAUGGGCCUUCAUCACUUAUUAAUAAGCACUUAUAUCAAACUUAUAAAAUUAGUCACUGUACAAAAAAAGAAUUAUAUUCAGUGAUAACAUCUUAUAAUUGACAUUAGUCUUAUAAGUAGUAAGUGUAUUAGACAUUUGCUACAAUUCAGCAGAAUAUCAAAGGCUAACGUAACGAUAGGUAAACGAUCCAGAAAUGCUCAAGUAGUUUUAUCUAAAUGCAAGCUGACUAUCAUUACGUAUCAUACAACAUACUGUAAAAAGGUCAAUCAUGGAAAAUAAAUAUAAAUGAUCUUACGACG